UCUCUGUUGCGACGGCAUCAUUGUGUUCCUGCUGUGUGCAUUUCCGUCCGUGAUCUAUUUCCGAAAUCUGCAUUUUGGGGUCCAACUCUGCCUGCCACAGCAGUUCAUGACAAUAUGAUGCUCCACUCUCUCACUCACUGCAGCCUACAUGACUGUUCAGCGCCGUCUCAGACUCAGAGGGUCCCAGGUGACAUCUUUCUUAACUUCUCCUCCACAAUGCAGCUACUCUGUUAUUUUAUUAUUUCUGUACUGUACAUUCCUCCUGCGCUCUCUUCUGUGACGUGCAGUGACAAACAGUAUCCUUGGCCGAUUUUGACACCUGGCCUUUGCUGUGAAAAGUGCCCACCAGGUUAUCAUUUGGGUUCACGCACACAAAACUCCUGCGAUCGUGAGUGUCAACCCUGUAAAGGUGACCGUUUCACUGACAGCUACAACACAGCAAUGUCCUGCAGUUUUUGUAAAAGCUGCGACAAUCCAAACAUGGAGGUCAAGACGAAAUGCAAUACGACUCAUGACACUGUGUGCACAUGUAAAGCUGGCUACCAAUGCAAAAACCAAGACUGCCAAGAGUGUGUAGUGAUACCGACCACAACCAAACCCACCGUCCCUCCAUCCACUACUGUGGCAAGACCUGGAGUUGCCACUACCCAUUUGCCCCCCAAACAAAUUGGAGAUACAGCGUGGUUCCUGGUGAUAAUUGCCCUCCUGUGUACAGGAAUUGUGCUGGUUUUUAUGACAAAAAUCAAGCCAUUUCUACUCUGGAUUAAGUCCAAACAUGGCUACUUCUUGGCUGAAAAAUCACAACCUCCAUGUGCUGGCGUGGAAGUAGUAUCAAAGCCCAUCCAGGAAAUGUGUGGGAAAUGUGAGACAUGUAUCUGAAUUUGGUUGAGCAAGAACUUGGCAGGACACUUAGUGGCACAUACCAGAUGCAAAACAUCUGUCACUGUUUUGGACAUUAGUGAUAAAAUGGAGUUAGCCAGCACUCUGGGCCAUGCUGAUGAAUGGAACUUCAGAAGAUGUAUGGUUUGAGACUGAUGGUGGUUCCUGAGAGGACAGAUGACGUUCGACAUGACAUUAAAAUGUAUAAAAUUGCAGAGGGUAAAGAGCACAGAGGUGAAGCUGUGGCAGUGAAAGGGGAGUAUGUACUAUGUUACAUUAUUAUCAAAAUAUUUCACAUUAUAUAUGUGUGUGUGUGUGUAUAUAUAUG
Messenger RNA from Archocentrus centrarchus (flier cichlid), 1207 nucleotides. Its product is annotated as tumor necrosis factor receptor superfamily member 5. Gene Ontology annotation, molecular function: protein binding. Lineage: Eukaryota; Metazoa; Chordata; Actinopteri; Cichliformes; Cichlidae. The transcript is spliced from 9 exons. The record is from RefSeq and is a predicted model, not a curated record. Bases 115 to 879 code for a protein of 254 amino acids. Gene Ontology annotation, biological process: immune response-regulating cell surface receptor signaling pathway. Gene Ontology annotation, cellular component: CD40 receptor complex; external side of plasma membrane.